GGCGUUGCGGUCCCGCCUCCAGCCACACCCAGGCCACGCCCCCGGGGGAGCUCCGCCCCUCGCCUGGCUCCGCUCUCCCGGGAGCUGGGGCUUUGAGCGUCCCGGGUUGGGCGGGUAACUGGUAGCAUCGCUCCUAGGAUGCGAGGGCCAUUUCUCGCCGGCCGGGGGUUAGACCCUCGGGAAGCUGAGCCAUCCCAUCCAGCCGCUUGCCCCAAACCGGGCGCAGGCCGUGGUCACUUCUCUAGGAAGCUCGGAAGAUCCCGCCACUCCGUCCCUCAAAGGUGCGGAAAGCCGGCUUCCCCCAGCCCUCGGGGAAGAUUCCUGACUCUCCGCUUGGUCGGGGCAUCUGAGGGCAGGAGCUGCGCCAGGCGUACCGGAUAGACCAGUGGACAACACCCACGCCGGACCUUCUGUCCCCUACCCGGACCUAGACUCGGCUCCACACAUUGCCCCGGGGGGGCCAGGCGCAGUCACGCGCGCGCAGAGCUCACGCUCUCCGCCCCGCACACCUGCGCUCCGCCUCCUGGUCCUGGGCCCGCGACGGGCGAAGGCAUUUGGGAAGCCAGGACAGCUGCGGAGGCGAUCUCCCUGACCCAGGGCCGGAGUUGCCCGGAGCCUGCCUCCGCUCUCAGUCAGCCCGCAUCCUUCUCUGUCCUUCCCUCCCCCCGCCUGCCACGGCGCGGGUGUCCGCAGCCACAGCCCGGGGCCGGUGAGGCGGCGAAGGGGGAGGGGAGGAAUCAAGGGAUGAGCGCCGGAAGGGCGUCGGGGGCCCCGAGCCGCACUAGGACGCCCCUGGAGCCGGAACCUGAGCAGAAGCCGGAACCAGAACCAAAUCACCGCUGCAGCCCCCUAAACCCAGGAGGCGCCCUGGCCCGCGCUCGCCCCCCAGGGCCUCAUGUCGGAACCACAGCCUGACCUGGAACCGCCCCAACAUGGGCUGUAUAUGCUCUUCCUGCUUGUGCUGGUCUUCUUCCUCAUGGGCCUGGUAGGUUUCAUGAUCUGCCACGUGCUCAAGAAGAAGGGCUACCGCUGCCGCACGUCGAGGGGCUCCGAGCCUGACGAUGCCCAGCUUCAGCCCCCUGAGGACGAUGACAUGAAUGAGGACACAGUAGAGAGGAUUGUUCGCUGCAUCAUCCAAAAUGAAGCCAAUGCUGAGGCCUUGAAGGAGAUGCUGGGGGACAGUGAAGGAGAAGGGACAGUGCAGCUGUCCAGUGUGGAUGCCACCUCCAGCCUGCAGGACGGAGCCCCCUCCCAUCAUCACACAGUGCACCUGGGCUCUGCAGCCCCUUGCAUCCAUUGCAGCCGCAGCAAGAGGCCUCCACUUGUCCGUCAGGGACGCUCCAAGGAAGGAAAAAGCCGCCCCCGGACAGGGGAGACCACUGUGUUCUCUGUGGGCAGGUUCCGGGUGACACACAUUGAGAAGCGCUAUGGACUGCAUGAACACCGUGAUGGCUCCCCCACGGACAGGAGCUGGGGCUCUGGUGGGGGACAGGACCCAGGGGGUGGUCAGGGGUCUGGGGGAGGGCAGCCCAAGGCAGGGAUGCCUGCCAUGGAGAGGCUGCCCCCUGAGAGACCACAGCCCCAGGUCCUAGCCAGCCCCCCAGUACAGAAUGGAGGACUCAGGGACAGCAGCCUAGCCCCUUGUGCACUUGAAGGGAACCCCAGAGCUUCUGCAGAGCCAACACUGAGGGACGGAGGGAGGGGCCCAAGCCCAGGGCUGCCCACUCAAGAGGCAAAUGGGCAGCAAAGCAAACCGGACACUUCCGAUCACCAGGUAGGAAAACACAGCCAGGACUGUACUGGGCUGGGCUCUUAUUGCUCUCUACUCUGGGGGGCACUGAUAUGACCUAGUCCUGUUCUCUCGUUGACCCCUCCCCUUUCUCUCAGGUGUGUCUACCACGGGGAGCAGGGGGUAUGUGAGGUGAGUCUGCCUGAGCCCUAAAUGAGGUAAUCUCAUCUUCCCAUCACCUACUUAAACUACUUAAGCCUUUCAGCUCCCUGAACCCCCAGAGAAUAAACUGCAGGCUUACCCUUUGCUAUAAACCCCUUGGUUUGGUGGUGGAGGUAGGGAAGGUCCUGCAGCCCCAGGGGAAAAGCUGGAUACAGCUUGAACAGGAAGCAACACUGUUACUCUUCCUCUUCUCCAAGUCUCCUUCUUCAUCGUGCUGAUGGACUACCAGCUGACAGGGCCAGGGUGUGGGUGGGCGUGAAGGCCCUCCCCUCCACUGGACAGCACUGCCCCCCAGCUGAGGGACCAGCUCUACUUCCACCUGGAGUUACACGGUCUCAGGCUGGGGGCCUCAGGAGAGGUCACGGCCGCUCAGUCUCUUCUCCUUCCCCUGCCUGCAACAGGCUGCCUGACCCGCCUUCCCCAACACCUCGCUCCCUAUGAUAGAGCGUGGCAACUGGGAGCAGGCCCCUGCCCCUGGUGGGCCCCUAAAGCAAUAGCACCAUAGGCCCCCUGCCCUCUUAGCACAAGAGGCCCAGGCCCUGGCCUGGCCUUCGUGCCCUUUAUUCAUUGUCAAUAAAUCCGCUCAGACCAUUACAGCUGCUUUGCA
Messenger RNA from Piliocolobus tephrosceles (Ugandan red Colobus), 2558 nucleotides. It is a transcript of the gene RELL2, whose product is annotated as RELT like 2. Gene Ontology annotation, biological process: positive regulation of p38MAPK cascade; positive regulation of cell-substrate adhesion. The record is from RefSeq and is a predicted model, not a curated record. Bases 896 to 1846 code for a protein of 316 amino acids. The transcript is spliced from 6 exons. NCBI's taxonomy places the organism in Eukaryota, Metazoa, Chordata, Mammalia, Primates, Cercopithecidae.